UGAUACGCACAGUGAACUGCUUCGGCCUAUCGUAUCGCGAUGCAUUAUAAUUCGAUGUGCAACAUGUAAUCACGGUGGCAAGGGAAUCAGAGGAAACACUCGGCGUAUCCGGUGAGAUAAAUUACCCCCCCAGGGGUGGGGUCAACUGAUCGCUGUCAUUUACGUUUAACAAGUUGAUAAGUAAUGCCAAUCGCGUGAGGGGCGAUCAAGCAACGCGGUCAUGGCUCGACCCAUCGUGCCGAGCCAGCAGAAGCUGGCCGAGAAAUUGACCAUCCUGAACGACAGAGGUAUAGGUAUGUUAACACGUAUUUACAAUAUCAAGAAGGCCUGUGGUGAUGCCAAGUCGAAGCCCGCCUUCCUCUCUGACAAGGCGCUGGAGUCUUCUAUCAAGACAAUCGUCAGGAAGUUCCCUAACAUCGACAUUAAAGGGCUGCAGACCAUUAUGAACAUUCGUAAUGAGAUUAUCAAGUCUCUGUCAUUGUACUACUAUACGUUCGUUGACCUGCUAGACUUUAAAGACAACGUGUGCGAACUUUUGACUACUAUGGACGCGUGUGGCGUCCACAUGGAUAUUACAAUUAAUUUUGAUUUGACCAAAGGUUAUCUAGAUCUUGUAAUCACGUACGUCAGCCUGAUGAUUCUCCUGUCGCGAGUCGAGGAUCGUAAAGCUGUGCUGGGACUCUUCAAUGCGGCUCACGAGAUGGUGCACAGUCAGUCGGAUCCCAGCUUUCCUCGCUUAGGACAGAUGAUUAUGGAUUAUGAUGCUCCGUUGAAAAAACUUUCUGAAGAAUUCGUGCCGCAUUCUAAAUUGCUGAAAAAUGCUCUAACUUCGUUGUGGCCAGUGUAUCCUGGUAGAAACUUGUCUGCUGACACGUGGAGAGCUGAUCAGAAAUUAAGUCUUGUUGGUAGUCCUGGGCAAAUAUUAAAAGCAGCAGCAACAGAUACCAUGUCCUGCGAGACAUUGAGCUUGGAUAGAAUCGAGAGAUGGGUGAUUCUUGGAUUUACGCUUUGUCACACGUUUUUGAGCCAGGAACAACCAAGCAAACUGUGGAUCACUGCUUUAGAAUCUGGAUGGGUAUUAGCGUUGUUCAGAGACGAGGUGAUUUACAUACAUCAGUAUAUUCAAACAUUCUUCGAAGGUAUGAAAGGAUAUGGAAAACGGGUAUCAGAGGUGAAAGAAUGUUAUAAUCAAGCAGUACAAAAAGCUGGCUAUAGACAUAGAGAAAGAAGAAAAUUUUUGAGGACUGCUCUGAAGGAAUUAGGUUUAAUUUUGACAGACCAGCCUGGUCUUCUGGGACCGAAAGCGCUGCUGGUAUUAAUGGGUCUUUCCCAUGCGAGAGACGAAGUCUUGUGGCUGUUGAGACACGGAGAUAAUCCUCCUAUUCAAGGUAAAGCCAAGGGACGAGGUGGCGAGGAUUUGGUGGAUCGUCAAUUGCCAGAAUUGCUCUUCCAUUGCGAGGAAUUACGAGCGCUAGUAAAAAAAUAUUCUCAGGUGCUUCAAAGGUAUUACGUCCAAUUUCUUUCAGGAUUCGAUGCCCCCGCUUUACAUCAGAUGAUACAAAAUCUUCCGGUUUGCCCGGAAGACGAGGGGGCUAUUCUUAGUGAUAUGUGUUCAACUAUAGCUAGUCUGACCGUAAAGCAGGUCGAGGACAAUGAAUUGUUUGAUUUCCGUGCCUUUCGAUUGGAUUGGUUUAGGCUGCAGGCCUAUAUGUCUAUUGCGAAAUGCAAUAUGAAUCUGGCUGAUAAUAGAGAAUUAGCUUCUUUCAUGGAUACUGUAAUCUUCCACACGAAAAUGGUUGACAAUUUGGAUGAGAUGUUAGUCGAGACGUCUGAUUUAUCUAUCUUCUGCUUCUACAGCAAAAUAUUCGAGGAUCAGUUUCACAUGUGCCUCGAGUUUCCUGCCCAGAACCGGUAUAUCGUUGCCUUCCCGCUCAUAUGCAGUCAUUUUCAAAGUUGUACCCACGAGCUCUGUCCGGAGGAACGUCAUCACAUUCGCGAGAGAAGCCUUUCCGUUGUCAAUAUGUUUCUGGAUGAAAUGGCCAAAGAAGCUAAGAAUAUUAUCACGACUAUUUGCGACGAGCAGUGCAACAUGAGUGACAAAUUAUUGCCGAAACACUGCGCUCUAUUAAUUUCACAAGUUGUUAAUCGUAAGAAGAAGGAUAAGAACAAGAAGAACAUGUACGAGAUUCACAAGCCUGGUAUAGAGAGCUAUCGGAAAACUCGGGAGGAAUUAACGACGAUGGACAAGCUGCACAUGGCUCUUACCGAGCUGUGUUAUGCCAUUAAUUACUGUCCUACUAUUAAUGUCUGGGAGUACACCUUCGCGCCAAGAGAGUAUCUGCAUCAGCAUCUGGAGUCGCGAUUUGCUAGAGCGCUGGUGGGAAUGGUCAUGUACAAUCCGGAUACCAGCGAGAUAGCCAAACCGUCUGAGCUCUUCGUCAGUGUUAGAUCUUACAUGAAUGUUCUUCAAACCAUCGAGAAUUACGUGCACAUAGAUAUCACGCGGGUCUUCAACAACGCCCUGCUGCAGCAAACACAGGAGCUGGACAGUCACGGUGACAAAACUAUAGCUGCACUCUAUACGCAAUGGUAUUCGGACGUUCUGCUGAGGCGAGUAAGCGCCGGUAAUAUUUGCUAUUCGGCGAAUCAACGGGCGUUCGUCAGCUUGUCGGUUGAAGGUGCUAUACCCUUUAACGCCGAAGAGUUCUCCGAUAUUAAUGAACUAAGGGCACUAGCAGAAUUGAUAGGACCAUACGGUAUGAAGAUGUUGAAUGAGAACUUAAUGUGGCAUAUCGCCAGUCAGGUACAACAGUUGAAGAAAUUGGUGGCCGGCAACAAGGAUGUGCUGAUUUCUCUGAGAACGAAUUUCGACAAGCCGGAAGUGAUGAAGGAGCAAUUUAAGAAGCUACAACACGUGGACAACGUUCUUCAACGAGUUACUAUAAUAGGUGUCAUUCUCAGCUUCCGACAGUUGUCACAGUCAGCUCUGGUCGACGUGUUGGAGGAACGUAUACCGUUUCUGUUGAGCUCUAUAUUGGACUUCAGACAUCAUCUGCCAUCCGGCGAUCCUAUGCGCGUCGUCUCCGAGAUGACGUCGGCCGCAGGCUUGACUUGCAAAGUCGAUCCCACUUUGACGACAGCACUGCGAAACCAGAAAGCUGAAGUCGACGAGGACGAGCACCUGCUUGUUUGCUUGUUGAUGGUCUUCGUAGCGGUUUCCAUUCCGAAAUUGUCUCGGAACGACAAUUCCUUUUACAGAGCGUCGCUCGAAGGCCACUCCAAUAACAUACAUUGCAUGGCUACAGCAAUAAAUAAUAUAUUUGGAGCAUUGUUUACGAUUUGUGGACAAAAUGAUAUAGAGGACAGAAUGAAGGAGUUUCUCGCUCUGGCCUCGUCCAGCUUGUUAAAAUUAGGGCAAGAAGCGGACAAGGAAGCAACUCGAAACAGAGAGUCCGUGUAUCUUCUGCUCGAUCAAAUAGUUCAAGAAUCUCCAUUCCUGACGAUGGACUUGUUGGAGAGUUGUUUUCCAUAUGCACUGAUACGCAAUGCAUAUCACGAUGUGUACAAACUUGAGCAUUCGCAGCCGUGAAUUUAAUAGCGAAAUUGCGAGGUGCUGCAUUUAUAACUUGCCACUCAGGGCCACUUUUUUUACGUCCACUUAUAACAUCGGAAGCAAUUGUGAAGACUUUGCUAUUAUAUAUCUGGCCGAAUGAUAACUUUCCGGAUAGGAUUAGUUUUCGAUUAGUAUCGCUGAAAAAGUACAAGCAUAUGUCAGCGAAAGUAUGAGAGAGUGGUAAAUGCAUACGAAUGUUCAAGGGUCGAUAAAGUUAUCUACAAAUUAUUUCUCGAUAUUUCAACAGAACGGUAAAGCUUGCGGCAUUGUAAUACACUUUAGCCAUUUUCUCUUUGCUUGUGACAAAAACCGC
This is a messenger RNA of Trachymyrmex septentrionalis, 3926 nucleotides long. RefSeq names its product membrane-associated protein Hem (gene Hem). The record is from RefSeq and is a predicted model, not a curated record. Gene Ontology annotation, cellular component: SCAR complex. Bases 221 to 3589 code for a protein of 1122 amino acids. The transcript has 2 exons. Lineage: Eukaryota; Metazoa; Arthropoda; Insecta; Hymenoptera; Formicidae. Gene Ontology annotation, biological process: neuron projection morphogenesis; cell migration; cell projection assembly.